AUGUACCUUGUUUACGAGCUGGUCGAGCACACUCUCCAGGAUUUAGUUCGAAGCCAGCACUCCCUCGAGGUCAAAGAGCUAGGGGCCAUAGUGAAACAGAUUCUUGAAGGACUCAUCUACCUCGAAGUAAACGGGAUAGGGCUCCUGGACCUCGAGUGUGCGGACAUUAGGUUCAGGCCAAACGGCUGCCUCCAGAUAGGAAGCUUCAACCUCCGCGCCUGGACAGAAGACCAGAUCAAACUGCGGACUUCCUAG
Messenger RNA from Pyricularia oryzae 70-15, 255 nucleotides. RefSeq lists its product as uncharacterized. NCBI's taxonomy places the organism in Eukaryota, Fungi, Ascomycota, Sordariomycetes, Magnaporthales, Pyriculariaceae. Bases 1 to 255 code for a protein of 84 amino acids. Gene Ontology annotation, biological process: protein phosphorylation. The transcript has 3 exons. The record is from RefSeq and is a predicted model, not a curated record. Gene Ontology annotation, molecular function: protein kinase activity; ATP binding.